Messenger RNA from Penicillium manginii, 1191 nucleotides. RefSeq lists its product as uncharacterized. NCBI's taxonomy places the organism in Eukaryota, Fungi, Ascomycota, Eurotiomycetes, Eurotiales, Aspergillaceae. The transcript has 2 exons. Bases 1 to 1191 code for a protein of 396 amino acids. The record is from RefSeq and is a predicted model, not a curated record.
AUGUUGAGAGUCUUUGACCAGACUGAAGAAGUCUCGCAAAAGGUCGAGGCCCGACGCAGGGCCUCGCGCAAAAACUCGCCCACUUCAUCACAGGGGUCAAUUACCCCGGCAAGAUUAUCCCCUCCGCCGCUUUCCAUUGAUGAUCAUGCUAUGUCCCACCUUUUUACCUUCUGGGUUGGCUCUGGCCAAAGCCAAGGCAUAUUAUGGUAUGUGCCGGAAUUACUCUGCAAAGAGUCUUCUGUUGCACUGCAGGCUGCUUCCAGGGCGUUGGGACUGGCUAGCAUGUCAGGCAUGCAGGAGACGUCUAACUUAGGACGGUCGGCAGCAGAGUCAUAUGGUAUGGCACUCUGUGCUACCAAUGAUGCCCUUAGAGACCCUGCCUUGGCAACAACUGACUCCACCCUGACCGCUGUCAUGAUGCUGAGUACCUAUGAGGCUAUAAGCGGUGUUUUAUUCCGGUACUCAAAGCAUAAUUCGCAGAGGAUCUGGGAGCUAUCAGAACUUGCGGAAACAAAAGACAAUCAAGAUGCUGGACCCCGCGAAAGAUUCUAUCGAAUCAUUGUCCGCUUGAACGACUUAUCAAUAAAAGUCGACAGGGCCGAAAAAUCCGCUGAAAACCUCGGAUCCUUGUUGAGCGAAGCUCUCGUACUCGAGGCAGAACUUGAAGCAUGGUGCAUGUCUUUGGACGAUACCUGGAGCUAUGCUAUUGUGAAGAGAGCGCAUGCUUCGACUCACGAGCACUUUUGCUCUGCAACUGGUAGAAAGACAUAUCAUACGUACAACAGCCUCGCCAUAGCUGGGAUGUGGAAUUUCUACCGGCAAAUGCGAAUUAUUCUCAAUGAAAUGAUCCGAUCGAUUGCUGAUUAUCUUCUGGGUUUCCAAUGGACAUAUGAAGGUGAGCAGAUAGUGUUCCAAUCUAUUUCCGCCAUGGACCAGUUGGCGGAUGAUAUUUGUGCCAGCAUCGACUACUACUUCAUUUACGGAGCACCGGGAGUCGGAGGUGUGCUCCGCUUGCAAUUGCCGUUGUUCGUUGCGGCGCUUUGCACGGACAAAUAUUCGGAAAGAUACACUUGGAUAUUGCAAAUGUUGGACAUGCUUGCUACUCUCACUGGUUUCGAACAAACGAAUAGUUUAUCGCAGCGUCUCAGGAACAGCUCGAACCGCGGUAUUCUUCCAAGUAUAAUGAAUUGA